CGGCCUCGGUGAGAGGCGGGGUUUGGAGCCCCGGCGGCGACACAGCGGACUCAGAGGGCGCGGCUUAGCGGGAAGGGGCGGUCCAAGCACGGCCCGCGGGCGGCGGUCACCGGAGCUGGUGGGCCGGGCGGCUGACCUAGGGCCAGACACGCGGCUGGGCGGACAGCGGGGGAAGGCGAGACGGAACCGUGUCCGCCGCCAUGACAGAUCAGACCUACUGUGACCGCCUGGUGCAGGACGCGCCUUUCCUGACGGGCCAGGGGCGCCUGAGCGAGCAGCAGGUGGACAGGAUCAUCCUCCAGCUGAACCGCUACUACCCACAGAUCCUCACCAACAAGGAGGCGGAAAAGUUCCGAAACCCCAAGGCGUCCCUGCGCGUGCGGCUCUGCGACCUGCUGAGCCACCUGCAGCGGAGCGGCGAGCGAGACUGCCAGGAGUUCUACCGCGCCCUGUACAUCCACGCCCAGCCGCUGCACGGCCGCCUGCCCAGCCGCUCCGCUCUGCAGAACUCAGAUUGCACAGAGCUAGACUCGGGCAACGAGAGCGACGAGCUGAGUGACAGGGGACCCGUCAGCUUCCUGGCUGGCCUCAGCCUGGCCGUGGGAUUGGCCCUCCUCCUCUACUGCUACCCUCCAGACCCCAAGGGGCUACCGGGGGCCCGGCGCGUCCUCGGCUUCUCGCCCGUCAUUAUUGACAGACACGUCAGCCGCUACCUGCUGGCCUUCUUGGCAGAUGACCUUAGGGGACUCUGACGGACCCCAGACCCCAGGCCUUUCCUGCUGCUCAACCAAAGAGUCCGCCAGGCGGCCCACUGAGGGGGCCGGAGCUUCUUUUUCUAAAUGCUUAUUUUUCAUUAUUUAUAAUUCAUGUAAGAAGCACACCACCUUACAGGGUGCUCAGUGAUAUUAAAUGUUCAAGUCCUGUC
Messenger RNA from Propithecus coquereli (Coquerel's sifaka), 925 nucleotides. It is a transcript of the gene CARD19, whose product is annotated as chromosome unknown open reading frame, human C9orf89. NCBI's taxonomy places the organism in Eukaryota, Metazoa, Chordata, Mammalia, Primates, Indriidae. The coding region runs from base 201 to 752 and encodes 183 amino acids. Gene Ontology annotation, cellular component: mitochondrion. The transcript is spliced from 6 exons. The record is from RefSeq and is a predicted model, not a curated record.